ACAAAAGCAAGAAAAAUGCGUGCGCUAAUGCCAGCGCACAUAUUAAAUAUUAAAUCAAUAUUUUCUACAAUAAUCACGGUGUUACUCAUUUCUCCAAAUGUGGUUUUAUCGCGUAAACAUCACUUGGAAGUUCGCAAUGAUAUGCGUCCGUACAUUGCGUUGAGCACCUUCGGCUUUUACACAAACGGGCAUUUGGAUGUCCAGCUUAGUCAGUUGACUGUGGAUGAUGAGCAGGCAACCGAUUUGUUCGGUCUAUCUCUGGAUAAGACAACUAUUGAUCAGCUCAAUCCCUACCUGGACUCGCACCAAAACAAGUGCAUAUUAGAAGAGCCCCCAUCCAAACAAAAAAGUGGCCCAAUACUUUUUUUUCUACUCGAUCUGAAGGAGCUGAAAGUACGCGUAAAAUGCUCGCCAGAAUGGGUAAACAAACAUGUCUACAAGGAUGUCAUGUACCGUCACAAGCGCAACUCACAUCUGACUAAGGUCAGCGAUUCGGCAUUAUUUAUGCAGAAGCGUCGACGUCGGGCUGUGGUUCCAAUUGGCUCCGUGGAAGCUGAUGAUGACAUGGAUGAUCAUUCGUUUGAGGAGCCCUUGCAGCCAGAGAUGGAGGCAGCUGAGGCUGUGGCUGGUAAAAUUGACGGAGCUGCUAAGGCGGAUGUGGCAAAUGUUAAAGAUACGAUAGCAGAAGCAGCCGGUGUUAAACACAAACAGUUCUCUGUUUUGCAAACAAAGGAAGAGUUAGCCGCGAGUGCACCCUCGGCUUUAGCCGUGCCGUCCUCUGCUCGCAUGGCUGUAGUCACAGGUGGCAACAGUGAAUCACAAGUUGGCGCUGCAGGUAUUUACAGCGUUAACAUCGAUGCUAGUGCCAUGGCUGUUGCAUCAUCGACGUCACCUAGUAGUAGCAAUAAGAAGAUAAAAAAUGAUGGUGAUGCUGAAGUGCAGCCAGCAAUGCCUGUAGACAGAGCCCUCAUAACAGGCUCGGUGUCUGACUUUUACGACUCCAACUAUUACAGACAGUCGCAAGAGGAGUUAUGCAGAAAUUUCUCUCUGCCGCUCAACAAGAUAACGGUUGACGGUACCAACUACUACAACUUCACAUUUUCCAUGUUUGUAGCAACGCAGCAUGAUGAGGGACUGUAUAAUCUGUACUUCCAUGCCUGUCCCAAUUAUCAACGCCCCAAGAUCUUGUCGUUUAAUGUGGAUAUUGAGGAGAACAAUAAUGGCAACUAUUUGUCAGCUGGAGAAAUGCCGCUGCCGGCCUUGUACUGUAUGAUGAGUCUGUUAUUCUUUUUGUCCGGCCUAUUCUGGGUAUUCAUUCUGAAGAAGAGCAAGCACACCGUUUACAAGAUACACUACCUGAUGGCUGUGCUUGUGUUCUUAAAGUCGCUCUCUCUUAUGUUCCAUUCAAUCAAUUACCAUUUUAUUGAGAAACGUGGCGAGCAUGUCGAAGCAUGGGCCAUACUCUACUACAUUGCGCAUCUAUUGAAGGGUGCUGUCCUGUUUAUCACUAUUGUGCUCAUUGGUACCGGUUGGACAUUCAUCAAACAUAUACUCUCCGAUAAAGAUAAAAAGAUCUUCAUGAUUGUCAUUCCGCUCCAGGUAUUGGCCAAUGUGGCCCAAAUAAUCACAGACGAAUCAGAUCAAAGCGACGCUGAAUUCCGCACUUGGCACAAUAUUUUCUUCUUUGUGGACUUGCUCUGCUGCGGCGCUAUACUGUUUCCCAUCGUAUGGUCUAUCCGCCAUUUACAUGAGGCGUCCGCCACGGACGGAAAGGCGGCAAUUAAUCUACGCAAGCUAAAACUUUUCCGGCAAUUUUACAUUAUGAUCGUCUGUUACAUUUAUUUUACGCGCAUUAUUGUGGACUUGCUGCAGAUGACGGUCGUCUUUCAGUAUGCCUGGUUGGACGAGAUGUUUCGCGAGAUGGCCACAUAUGUGUUCUUUGUGCUUACUGGCUACAAGUUCCGUCCAGUCUCUUCACAUCCAUAUUUCACAGUGCCCGAUGACGAGGAAUACGACGAUGUUGAGGUGGUUACCGAAUCUGGUCUCACCGCAUCAGUGCAUCGUGUUAAGCCGCACAAUCGGUCAGCUCAAUCUAACACUAUAACUAUUAUCGAGGGGAAUGAUGAUGAGCGCGAGAAUCUGAUUGCGAAGCGAGAAUCAAGCCAUGAAUACGAUUAGAACUUUGGAUAAAGCUAAUCACAUAUACAUAUAUACAUGCCUACACACAUGC
Messenger RNA from Drosophila arizonae, 2230 nucleotides. RefSeq names its product protein GPR107. NCBI's taxonomy places the organism in Eukaryota, Metazoa, Arthropoda, Insecta, Diptera, Drosophilidae. Gene Ontology annotation, cellular component: membrane; Golgi apparatus. Gene Ontology annotation, biological process: transport. The record is from RefSeq and is a predicted model, not a curated record.